Messenger RNA from Acanthochromis polyacanthus (spiny chromis), 3849 nucleotides. RefSeq names its product C-Jun-amino-terminal kinase-interacting protein 3. The record is from RefSeq and is a predicted model, not a curated record. The transcript has 28 exons. Bases 248 to 3175 code for a protein of 975 amino acids. NCBI's taxonomy places the organism in Eukaryota, Metazoa, Chordata, Actinopteri, Pomacentridae. Gene Ontology annotation, molecular function: kinesin binding; MAP kinase scaffold activity; JUN kinase binding. Gene Ontology annotation, cellular component: cytoplasm. Gene Ontology annotation, biological process: vesicle-mediated transport.
CUCCCCCGCUCUAAACUGCUGUCUGUGUAAUUGAUCCGAUCCGAACCUGAAGAAAACUCGGCGGAGUCUCUGGGUUUCUGGAGGUAAAAUGGAAGUUCCGGAGGAGUUCUGGGUCCAGGAUGGACUCUGAAACACCUCCAGGAGACCUUUAGAAGAUGCAGCAGAUAAUGGGUGGAGCUGCUGCCGGAUAAAUCACACAUUAGAGAAACAGUUUAGUUUUUGUCCUUUAAAACAGAUAGCAGUAAUUAUGGAAUACAGUGAGAGAGUGCUGUGUGCGACCGGAGAGGUGGAGUUGGACCCGAACAUCGUGAGCGAAGAGGCUGGAAAACUGUAUUCAGAGCUACAGACCGUCAUCGACACCCACGGUGAAGGAGUGGUGGAGUCUCUGGUUCCCAUCUUCGUCUGGGUCCUGGAGAGUUUGGCCAGCUGUAAAUCCCAGCUGAGGGAUCGAGAGGAGGAAGCCGAGAAGGAGAAGUCUGAGCGGGAGGAGCUUCUGGAGAGAUACCAGGCUGAGAGAGCUCUGAGGAAGGAGAGUCAGGAGAGAUACCUGGAGCUGGACGACCAGAUCGAACAGGAGAGGAGAGCCAUGAGGAUGAGGGACAAGGAGAGGGAACGUCGGGAGAGAGAUCUGGAGAAGAAAGCCAGAGAACAAGCCGAUCAGUUGGUGGCCUUGGAGGAGCAGAAGGUGAAUCUGAGCAGAGAGCUGAGUUCACUGAGACUAACUCACACCAAGCUGGGUCACACAUAUCGGGAACUUUUGGAAAAGAGGAGGGACUCUGAGAGGGAUUCUCCUUUAAGAAAUCACGUUCGUCCUCGAAACUUCGACUUUCCGUCCAACCACAGCUCAUCAGAAUCCAGCGGUCCUGAAAAGAUGAUUCAGAGACCACAUUCACUCUCUGGUCCUCCAUGUUUGGAAGAUCUAGUAGCCAAAGAAGAACAAAUGAUGAACAAAAGUGACAUAAAACCCUCCGUGGAUCCGUUCGUCAGCGACAUCAUCAGCUCCACGCCUGAACUCAGACAGUUUCACGGACGCAUAAAAGCCAGUACUCCUGUCAGAUCUGAAACCGAAGAGUCUCCAAACGACAAGUCAGAGACGAGCCUGGAGGGGGAGGAGCAUAAAGACAAGGAGGAGGAGGAAGAGGACGACAAGUAUGAGGAGGACAGUUUGGAGUUUGAACUCCGAAACACCGACUCUGUUUUCUCUGAACUGUCUGAGCUGAGUCGGGAUUACGUGGAGAGUGUCGACCGAGGAGCCAGCGUUAGAGGCAGCACAGACCAGUUCGAGGAGAUUCUUUCUCAGUUUGAGGAACUGAAAGUCACCCACGAGUUGAUCGAAGCCGCCCGUAAAGCUCUGAUUUCUCGGGUGGUGGAACUGACGGACGACCGAUCGGCUCUGAAGCUGGAGGUGGCUUCUCUUCAGGAGACGGUGUCCCGACUGGAGGGGAGGAUGAAGGAGAAGGAGGAGGAAACCAAGAGACUCCGUAAAGAGCUGGAGGCCCACCAGUCCGAGGAUCCUGAUGCGUCGCUGCCGUCCUCCGUGCGUCACUUCUCCCGCUCUGAAAUGGCCCGUGUGGUGAUGGAGAAGAAUCAGUACAAACAGCGUCUGAUCGAGCUGCAGGAGGCGGUUCGUCAGAGUCAGAUCCUCAGAGCGACGAAGGAGGAGAGGUUCUCAGAGGAGAAAAGGUCGAGUGUUUGGAGAAGAUUCAACCGGCUGUUCGGCCUCACCAGAGGACCUUUAGUUCCACAGCCGGUUUCCUUUUUAGCAGCUUCCCCGUCGCCCAUUCGUUCUCCUCUCAGUUCUCCACCGAUUCCUGUCGUCCAUCGAACUCACACCGAAUCUUCUUCUCCGGCUUCUCCGUCGCCUCGAGCCAGACGGAGGGAACUCUACAGAGAAAUCCGAUCUCAGAUUUGGGGAGCUCUGGGAAAACGACAGAUUCAUGGAUGGAGUCUGCCGCUGGCAAACACUCAGGAGAGCCAGGAACCAGUUGCAGAACCUAAAGACGUUCCUGUUCUGAUGCAGCUCAGAAUGUUGGACCAGAGAGACUCCACUGCUAAGCUGAACUGUGCCGUCGCCGUCACACCUGAGAUCUCAGGUGAAGCCACGUGUUCGGUCUGGGUGGUUUCUGGCCCCGCCUCCUGCAGUGACAUCACCGUCAUCGACCCGGCCCGGUCCAACACGGUCCUGGACCAGUUCAGCCUCCCCCCCACGGCUCCGGCUCUCUGCCUCUGCGCCGUCCCUCCCAUCGGUGACUCAGCAGGAACGGUCUGGAUCGGGACUCAGGAAGGAAGCAUCCUGGUCCACUCGGCCUCGGCGCCUCGGAGACGCUGCCUUCAGUCGGUAUCGCUGCUGGAAGGAGUUCAUUCGCUCACGUUUUCCCAGAAUCAGGUCGUCGCUGGUUUAGCUGAUGGGACGUUGGCUUUUUUCUCCCAUGGUUCAGGUGGCUGGAACCUUCAGUCCCACUCCGUGAUGCCUCUGGGCUCCAACCCCCUGCAGCCGGUCCGCUGCUGCCUGGCCAAAGGAGGCCGUCUGUGGGUCGGGUACUGGAACCGGGUCCUGGUGGUCGACCUGGAGGGCAGGAAGGUGGAGCAAACCUUCUCCGUCUCUGAGCGCAGCGAGCAGCAGGUCCGCUUCCUGUGUGCGGCAGGAAGUGGCGUCUGGACUUCCUGUCGCCUCGACCCGGUCCUCAGGCUGUUUGAUUGGUCCACGGGACGGCCGCUGCAGGAAGUGGAUUCUACAGCUUUGGUCACUAAAACUUUAGGCCAGCCCUUCCUGAACCUGUCUCCUCUCCAGAUCUCCUCUCUGACCGUCAUCUCAGGUCGGCUCUGGGUGGGAACAUCAGGAGGAGCCGUGUUCUCCAUCCCCCUGUCCAUCACUUCAGAGGACGUCUCCAUCCCAUACUGCUCCACUGCUUCGGCCCAGCUGUGUUACCAUGGACACCGGCAGGCCGUCAGGUUCAUCAUCGCUGCUCCAGGUUGUUUGAUGACGGGCAGCAGCCACAUCUCCACGUCCCAACUCAUUCUCAGCGGAGGAGAAGGUUACAUCAACUUCAGAAUCGGAGAUGACGCCAGCGAUGAUUCCUGCGAGGCGUCUCAGUCGACCCCUCAGAGGUCCGAGCGGAGUCACAUGAUCAUCUGGCAGAGCCCGUCCCUCUCGGUGCCAAGUCCGGCUCUCUGACCCGUUUAAAGGUGCUUUAAUGGACCUGAAACAUCUGGUUUACCUCGUUUAUCUCCAUCAUCUCUCCUCUGACUGGAUCCCAUGAGUCAUGUGCCUUCAUCAGAUUAUUUAUCAGUGAUGCAGAACUGAUCAGAUUAUUGAUUCCUGAUCAGCUACAUCCAGUUAACAGACUCUUAAUGUUCUCAAAUCGUUCUGUUUCUGCUCCGACGUCUAUGAUCUGCUCUGUGGUUCAAACAGAUUUAAUGUGAGAAAAAACCUUGGAAAAUAUCCGACAAAUGAAGCAGAAAUUUCACAAAUAUCUUAAUAAGCAUUCAGGUUUCCUGUAAAGCAGAUCGUAGACGGUGGAGCAGAAGGACUCUGAUGAUCUGAGGUGCAAUAUUCCAGUUUCUGAACAGGUUUUGAUGGUUGAAUCUGUGAACUGAAUCAGGUUUUUAUGUUUUAUUUUACAGUGGUGGAACUUCUUUGGGGUAUUUUUGGAGUUUCUGCCGUCAAUAUUCAGUCAAACCUCCUCAUGUGGUGAAAUUGCAGAAACCUUCCUCAGAUAUUGUUUUAUUUCUUUGUGCGAUAAGGGAGACGGAUGCAGUAUUUAUGUUAAAGCAGAUUCUUUGUGGAAAAACUGGAAUUGUGGAAAUAUAGAAACUCUGAUUAUUGUCAUUAAAAUGCCUUCAGUUGUU